This is a messenger RNA of Rhodofomes roseus, 3723 nucleotides long. Its product is annotated as RNA dependent RNA polymerase-domain-containing protein. NCBI's taxonomy places the organism in Eukaryota, Fungi, Basidiomycota, Agaricomycetes, Polyporales, Fomitopsidaceae. Gene Ontology annotation, biological process: siRNA processing. The record is from RefSeq and is a predicted model, not a curated record. Gene Ontology annotation, cellular component: nuclear RNA-directed RNA polymerase complex. Gene Ontology annotation, molecular function: RNA-directed RNA polymerase activity. Bases 1 to 3723 code for a protein of 1240 amino acids. The transcript has 3 exons.
AUGGAGGUUUUCAUGCGAGGGAUCCCCUUCAGCAUGGAACAACCCCAGCUGAAAGAGCUCAUCGCUGGCGUCUUCCACAGCGCUACCUACGCUACCUAUGCUCCCCACUCUUCGCGACCGCUCAACUUUGAAGUCCGCAUACUCCGCAAAGUGACCAAGGGCGGUACGAGGAACGGGACUAUCACGGUUCCCACCGAAGCAGUCGGUGAGCGGUUCCUUCAGCAGUAUGGCGACGGUUCAACUGGCGGAGAUGGCAACUUCGGCACGAUAACCUUCGAGCGUGGCCGGAAGGCUCCCAACCGUCGAGUUCUCAAGGCCGUGCAAGAGGCCCCCUAUCAGUCUCCGUCACAGGCGCCAGCGGUGCACCAGCCGCGUGCCGCCAAUACCGUGUCGAUACGCCGACUCCAGUUCGGAUACGUUUGCAGCGACGAGGAGUAUUCUGUGGAAUGGGAACAGGAGUUCCGUGUCGAAGGCUCCGCCGUGCUCAUGUACAACGAAGGCAGGAGACAGCUCCAGAUGAAGGUUAUGGAUGCGACCCGUACACGCCUCAUUGCCAUUCGUCUCAGUCAGGUGUAUUGGAACGCCGCGAGCCCCGACCAAUCCGGCGAACCAUCCAUUUUCCUCUACCUUCACUACCCGCCAUCGUUCGAAGCGGGUCCCCCUGAUUCAGACUUCGUCGACGAGGACGAGGAUACAAACCCGGAUCCUCUCCGUAGUUUCUCUAUGCGACAGCUGCUCUCAAUAACGAACUCGCUCGGGAAUCUGCACCGGUCGUCAUUCAAGAUACUGCGACGCAGGUUGGGUGCCUUCGAUGACACCCACCUUCCUAUCGCUCCCUACACUUCCAUUGCCAUCCGCUUUGUCUGCCGAAGCGCGCUCGAUAUCGCCAUGUAUAGAAGACUCUGCCGAUCGGUUCACCUUCCUGUCGACUCUUCUCCUUACACUGUUGUGCACCGCAGGCUCUUCUCUGAUACGGUUCGUGCUGCGUAUCAACGAUGGAUCGCCACACUGGACUUCGCGGUCACAUUCCAGGUCGAGGGCCUGCUCAGCAGUUAUGUCGUGCAUAUGCGCGAGGUUGCCGAGCUCCUUCGCCCCACCGUUGAUCGUGUUAUCUCGCGCUACGGAUCUGACAUAGCGAGCUCGUUGCUCGCAGACCUCAGGACGCGACUCGACGCGCGAAAAUGGUACGGCGAUAGUGUCGAUGUCAAUGAAGACACCGUGAAGGACCUGCUCACCACAUGCCUUCGACAACUCAACCGCCUUCGCGUCCAUGCACUGCCCCACUCCGAUCUCUUCGAGUGUAACCAUCUCUACAUUACGCCGAUCGCAAUCUUCCAGGAGGGACCAUACCCUGAGCGAUCCAACAGGGUCAUCCGUCGAUACUGGGAUCACCGGGAGUGCUUCCUCCGUGUUCACUUCAUCGACGACAACGAACUUGCUUAUCGCUACGAUGCGGAGAUCAACUUGGAAGACUUGGUCAACCGACGCGUCAAACGGUUCCUCCUCGAGGGUGUAUCCGUGGCUAGUCAUCGUUUUGAAUUCCUCGGAUACUCGCAGUCUGCGCUCAAGAGCCAUUCGGUGUGGUUCGUGAAACCGUUCAAAGACGCUGACGGGCAAACCGUCAAUGCAGCGACUAUCAUUGACGGUCUCGGUUCCUUCAGUGACAAUCCGUACGACCCGCAGCUCAUCUAUUGCCCUGCUCGGUAUGCCGCUCGCGUCUCGCAGGCGUUCAGCGCCACCGAGUCUUCCAUUGCGAUGGCAGUGGAGGAGAUUGAGAUCGUCGACGAUAUCAAGGACAGGACAGGAAUCUACUCGUUCACGGACGGGAACGGGACGAUGUCUCUCCAGGUCGCGCGAGACAUCGCGGCCGAUCAGCGGUCGAAGAGUCGAGUCAGACGUGCAUGGCGGGGGACCAUUCCGCGCGUUUUCCAAGUGCGGAUUGCUGGAUCGAAGGGCAUGCUACACGUCGACCACAUGCUCCAGGGUCGAAAGAUACAGCUGCCCAAAUCCAUGGUCAAAUUCUCCGCUCCUACCUCCAAUCAAAUCGAGAUUGCGCAGGUAUUCCAGGAGCCGUCCCGGUUCUACCUGAAUCGGCCGAUGAUCAUGCUGCUCGAGGGACUUGGGGUCCCAUACGAGGUCUUCGCAAGGCUUCAGGGCGAGACAGUUCGUCAGACCCACACGCUCACGGAGUCGCUGAGAAAUUCGGGUUGGUUGCUUGACAUGCACGGUCUGGGGAACUCGUUCAAACUCCCUUCUGUCGUACAACACCUUGACAGGCUUGGGGUCACCGUCGCGUCGCUGACGGAGAUCGGCUUCUGGCAGCGGAUGAUGACGUUCGCUGUGACCCACAUUCUACGAGAGCUCAAGUAUCACGCCCGCAUUCCCGUCCCCGGAGGAUGGACACUCGUCGGGGUCGCCGAUAGGCAUGGUCAGCUGCGCGAAGGGGAGAUCUAUGCAUGUGUGCGGACUGUAGACGGGCGCAAGAGCUAUCUCGAAGGACCUACCCUGAUCACGCGUUCUCCGGCUAUUCAUCCGGGCGAUAUACAGGUCGUGCGGGCGAUUGGAAAGGCACCCGAGGGAUCAAAUCUUGCUGAACAAGAUUUGCCGAACUGCGUCGUAUUUUCCACCCAAGGAGAAAGGCCGCUGCCGUCAUAUCUAGGAGGAGGUGACCUCGACGGCGAUAUGUACAACGUCACUUGCGUGCCCCAGGAUCUACUGCCUCCUGUGGCAAGACUCCAGAAGCCAGCAUCAUACAGCCCUGCGAGGCGCAAGACCCUUCAGAACCCGAGCACCAUGCGAGACGUCGCUGACUUCGUGGCAGAAUUCAUCAUCAGUGAUAACGUUGGCAUCAUUGCUUCGACGUGGCUGAUACUCGCGGACAAGGCGGGUAUCUUCGACACAGACUGUCUUCGGCUGGCCGAACUACACAAUGCUGCAGUCGACUAUCCAAAGAGUGGACUGCCCGUUCCUAUCAACGAGGUGCGGCCAAUGCAAAAGCGCAUCAAAGAGAAGCCGGAUUGGUACAAGCCCGAGACCAUCAUUGGCAAGCAGCCGACCUACUAUCGGAGCACCAGCGCGCUCGGUCGCCUGUUCCGCGCCAUUGAUCUGCCCGACCAAGAUGAGCGGAGUAUGGAGUCUUCAUACUUUGGCUCGCCUGAAAUAGAUGAAGAAGACGAGGUCAAGCUGGAGGAUGUCCUCGCCGACCUACGUGCCACACCGUUCAACCAUCGCACUCUUCUUCCAGCAGUCGCAACGGAAGUCCAAAAGUAUCUAGGCCGCCCGAACCCCACCGAGACCCUCGUGACCAAGACGUGGAACAUCUUCGCCGCGUACGCGUCCAGCCUCCGCGGGAUCUGCGCGUCAAAUGCUGUCUCGGCCUCCCGCUCAUCCAUGCUCUCGGAGGAGGAAGUUGUCAUUGGGACGAUUGCGGCGAAGUGCGCCCAAACCCGCAAGCGCACGGACAUGAUCGCCAAGGUUCGCGAGCAGACGACAACGCUCGUGAACGGCAUCUGCGCGGAGCUGUCGGGCGUCGAAGGUGCUGGUCCGUCGACACACUUGAUGCAGGCCUGGACGGCGUACAGGGUGUCGUGCACGCUCUCAGAAAGGUUUGGCGGGCAGAGCUUCGGAUGGAUUGCCUUAGGAGAGAUCUUCGAUGCGAUUCGCGAGAUUGAGGAGCAGAAGGAGGACUCGGAGGGAGAAGCAGAAGGUAGCCUACGAGCUUGA